AUGGCUCCACAGGACACCACCUUCCUGUGUUUCGCAUUCUUCCUGGGCCAAACAAUUUGGGCACAAGAAGAACUUCCCAUUCCUACUAUAUCUGCUGCCACAAGUCCUGUGGUUCCCUGGAAUGGUUCUGUGAGGAUUCUCUGCCGGGGAAUACCUGAAGCCUUCCUUUAUCAGUUGUCCCUGAUAAAAAACUCUACACACACAGUCAUCGAGAAGAAAUUAGGAUUUCGGAAAGAGGCUGAAUUCAUCAUCAACCACAUGAAUACAACCAUGGCAGGAGGCUAUCAGUGUCAGUAUAAGAAGAAGUACUACUGGUCAAAGCAGAGCAAACCCCUGGAGGUGGUGGUGACAGGCUUAUACAAAAAACCUGUCCUCUCCACAGAUCAAAACCUUGCACUGAUACCAGGAGAAAACAUUUCUUUCCAGUGCAGUUCAGCACACACCCUGUUCAGCAGAUUUUCACUGGCCAAGGAGGGAGAAACUUCAUCACCAUGGCACCAACAUGAAGAGUAUCAAGGCAGCUUCAGUCUUGGUCCUGUGAACGCUGACUUCUCCGGGAACUACAGGUGCUAUGGUUGGCACAGCAGCCGCCCCCAUGUGUGGUCAGCCCCCAGUAAUGCCCUGGAGAUCAUUGUCACAGUUAUGUCUCUAGACUCCAGCAAGCAAGACGCCAUAAUGGAGAAUUCAAUCCGAAUGGGUAUGGCAGGGCUGGUCCUUGUGGUUCUCUUGGUGAUAGUAGCUGAAGAUUGGAACAGCCACAGGGUAUCACACAAGGAAGACUUUCAGGAAUUUGCUGCACAGAGAUGGAGCAAAUAG
Onychomys torridus (southern grasshopper mouse) is the source of this 816-nucleotide messenger RNA. RefSeq names its product immunoglobulin alpha Fc receptor-like. The transcript has 5 exons. The record is from RefSeq and is a predicted model, not a curated record. Lineage: Eukaryota; Metazoa; Chordata; Mammalia; Rodentia; Cricetidae. The coding region runs from base 1 to 816 and encodes 271 amino acids.